UGGUUGAAGCACUAUAUUCCAGUGUUCCAGGAAAUGGAAAUCCCAGUGAUAAAGAUGGAUGAGCUGCAUGGAGAGAAGAGGUCAGAGACACUUCAGCUACUCCAUGAUGCCUGUGCUCAAUGGGGUUUCUUUUGGCUUGAGAACCAUGGGAUCAACGAGGAUCUCAUGUACAAAAUCAAGGGAUUGGUGAACAAACACUAUGAGCAAAGCAUGGAGAAGAACUUCUACAAUUCUGAGACGGCAAAGAACCUAGGUCCUGAUAAUGUUGUCUCAAAUGUUGACUGGGAGUGCAGUUUUAUGUAUCGUCACCAGCCAGAAUCGAACAUUCAUGAUAUUCCUGAGCUGGUCCGUACCACUCUUCCUGAAUAUGCUGAAGAAGUAAUCAAGUUGGCAGAGCGGCUAGCAGAAGUUAUGAGUGAGAACCUUGGGCUUGACAAGGAUUACUUGAAGAAAGCGUUUUCUAAUCCUUCCGUAGGCAUAAAGGCGGCCAAGUACCCUAGGUGCAGUCAUCCCGAAUUUGUGAUGGGGCUCCGCGGACACACUGACGCUGGGGGAAUCAUACUUCUACUCCAAGAUGACUUGGUCCCUGGUUUGGAGUUCUUGAAAGAUGGUAGAUGGAUGCCAAUACCACCAACACAAGGCAAUCAAAUUUUCGUAAACCUUGGAGAUCAGGUUGAAGUGAUAAGCAAUGGAAUAUAUAAGAGCAUUUGCCAUCAGGUAGUACCCAAUAAGAACGGGAGCCGCCUAUCUAUCGCAACAUUCUACAACCCAGGUCCUGAUGCUAUAGUCUUCCCAGCUCAAAAGCUUACGUAUCCUAGUCAAUACCGUUUCAAAGACUACCUCGAAUUUUACUCCACUACGAAGUUCACUGACAAAGUAUCAAGGUUCCAAACUACAAAGAUGAUAUUUAAGUGACCGACAUGUCAAAGGCUACAUACAAUCUGUAUGGUGUACCUUCCUAGAGGAAAAGUCAAGUGGUCCUUAUAAAAAGUAUUAGCUGUACUGCCAAGUCUUUAUUUUCAUUAGAGAAUAAAGUGCUUGCUUUAACUUUAUCUAUUGUAACUUAUACAUUAAUAUCAAAUGUAUGGAUUUCAAAUUUCCGUGUCUGAAGAAAAUAGCAUAAGAUCUGUGGCAAAAAACAGUUGGCGGUGAUAAAAAUUAUGUGGUUAUACUAUGUUAAUAUGCUACGACCACUGAAGACUUAAUACGCUAGAUUUACUUCAUUGCCUUACUGUGAUGAUAUUGUUUUAUGACUUAUCAUAUGCCACAUGUUAAAUAUGUGAAAUAUGACAGUUACCAGCAAGGACUAUGAAGCAUGUUUAUACAAGAAAUCAUGCCAUUGUCAGCUGAUUCAUUCAAGAACGAAGAAGUGACAAAGAAGGUGUGCCUAUGGCAGAGAAUUAUGGCAUAACAGAGAUUGGUCUCCUGGUCCCACUUGUCAUACACUCAUUUCUUUGCAAAGAUAUACCACAACCCCUGGUGAACAAAUUGUCCACCAGAAAAUGUGUGAUAUGCCAUACUUAUCAAACAAAGAGCUGCUUUACGAAAAAUCCUCCACUGGUAGAAAGACCAUGCAAAUAUGAUAAUUUGAUCGUCUUGUUAAAGAAAUAGAUUUCCAAAGAUAGGCUCCUUCUAUAGAUAGAUGGAAGUGUAUUAAAAAUAAAAAAGAUAAGAAUAGCUAUACCCUCACAAUCGUAACCACCCGUGUAAUCCAUACCGCAUUUUGAUGGCUAUAUAAACAAAGAUAUGCUGCCUCGAGAGGUGAGAACGCUUCCACCAAAAUUUACACGGUACCAAAGCGACCUCCUAAUAGAUAUAUCUAUUUUCCAUGAGCGCAUCAUCUUCAUCUACUCCAGCUAGUGCCUUGCCGUUUGGUGUACCAGUGACAGAGAAGCUAGGGAAGAGCAAUUAUUUGCUAUGGAAGGCACAAGUCCUUCCUACCAUGAGGGGAGCCCAAAUGUUCGGCUACCUCGACGGCACCAUCGUCACCCCAUUGAAGGAGAUCGGGGUAAAAGAGGGUGAAAUGAUCACCCAGGCGCCAAAUCCGGCGUACACCUAGUGGAUGGCCUCAGAUCAACAAGGCCUAGGCUAUCUCAUGUCGUCCCUCACGUGUGACAUUGUGAGACAGGUGGUGUAUGUAACAAUGAUGACAAAGGUAUGGAAGGCGCUCGAGGAUGUUUUCCUUGAAACCCAUGCACAUGCGGUCAACAUCUAGAUUGCACUAUCUACUACAAAGAAAAUUAACAUGUCAAUCAAUGAAUAUAUCACUAAGAUGAAGGCUUUAGGAGAGGAGAUUGCAGCUACUGGAAAGCCGACAACAUGAUGUCUUCUUCAUAAAGAGGCUUUCCAGUAGCGGCAAUCUCAUCUCCUAGAGCUCUCAUCUUAGUGAUAUAUUCAUUGAUUGACAUGUUACUUCUUUGUAGUAAAUAGUGCAAUCUAGGUGUUGACCGCCUGUGCACGAGUUUUCAAGGAAAACAUAUCGUUCAACGCCUUCCAUACCCGCGUCAUCGUUGUUACAUACACCACCUGUGUCACGAUGUCGCGUGACGGACAGCAUCAGAUAGCCCAUGACUUGUUGAUCCGAGGCUAUCUAUACGUACACCAGAUUUGGCGCCUAGGUGAUCAUGUCACCCUCUUUUACGCCGAUCUCCUACAACGGGACGACAAUGGUGCCGUCGAGGUAGCCGAACAUUUGGGCUCCCCGCUCCCCUCAAGGCAAGAAGGACUUGUGCCUUCCCUAGCAAAUAAUUGCUCUUUCCUAGCUUCUCUGUCACCGGUACACCAAAAGUUGAGGCACCGGCUGGAGCAAACGGAGAGGAUGUGCUCAUGGCUAAUAGAUGUAUCUAUGAGGAGAAUACUGUGAUACUUUAAAUUUCAUGACAGAACCAUUGCUUUUGAGUGAUAUAUAACAGAUUUGUAUUCCACAUGUGAACGCAAAUAAAAUUUCCUACAGUACUUCAAUUGCCAUAUUAUAUACGAACUUCCAUGGUUUCUUGAAAUAAAAACAUAUCCAUUUCAAAACUCAAAUAAAACAGUUCAUUCAUGAAAUCACAUAUUUCAGAUAAUCUGAA
Oryza sativa Japonica Group (Japanese rice) is the source of this 3071-nucleotide messenger RNA. Its product is annotated as 1-aminocyclopropane-1-carboxylate oxidase 1. The record is from RefSeq and is a predicted model, not a curated record. NCBI's taxonomy places the organism in Eukaryota, Viridiplantae, Streptophyta, Magnoliopsida, Poales, Poaceae.